GGCGUCACAUUGACCCACUUUCAGCAAACAGCGGUCUGGGCUCGGUUUGAAUUAGCGGCGCGGGGAGCGCGUGGAGGAGAGACGAGUGUCUCGCGUGAAGGACGCGCACGCUGUCACACCGCGCGGCAGCACAAUGCUGGAAACCAAGUUUUUAAACACGCAAUGAAUCCUGCCAACGAAACCAGCGCCGAGAGAAGUACAGAACAAUAUGUUUUCACAGUGGGCACCUACAAACUUCUCGCUUUUACCAUCGGCACUAUUGGAGUAUUCGGCUUUUGUAACAACGUUGUUGUCAUCGUACUCUACUGUAAAUUCAAGAGGCUGCGGACGCCCACUAAUCUGUUACUGGUCAACAUAAGUUUGAGUGAUUUUCUGGUGUCGGUCUUCGGUGUAAACUUUACGUUUGCUUCGUGCGUCAAAGGCGGGUGGACUUGGAGCCAGGCGGCAUGCAUCUGGGACGGCUUCUGCAACAGCUUAUUUGGAAUCGUUUCCAUCAUGACUUUGGCUGCUCUGGCCUAUGAGCGCUAUAUCCGGGUGGUCCAUGCGCAGGUGGUGGACUUCCCCUGGGCGUGGCGUGCCAUCGGCCACAUCUGGUUGUACUCUCUGGCUUGGACGGGGGCUCCUCUGCUGGGGUGGAACCGCUACACGCUGGAAAUCCACCAACUGGGCUGUUCUCUGGACUGGGCAUCUAAGGACCCAAAUGAUGCCUCAUUCAUCCUCUUCUUCCUCCUGGCCUGUUUCUUUGUGCCAGUGGGAAUCAUGAUCUACUGCUACGGAAACAUCCUCUAUACAGUGCAAAUGCUGCGCUCCAUCCAGGACCUCCAGACAGUUCAAAUCAUCAAGAUCUUGCGGUACGAGAAGAAGGUCGCCGUUAUGUUUUUCCUCAUGAUCACCUGUUUCCUGUUGUGUUGGACGCCCUAUGCUGUAGUGUCCAUGAUGGAGGCCUUUGGCAGGAAGAACAUGGUGUCUCCCACAGUAGCCAUCAUCCCCUCAUUCUUUGCAAAGUCCAGUACAGCCUACAAUCCCCUCAUCUACGUGUUUAUGAGCAGAAAGUUCCGGCGCUGUUUGCUGCAGCUGCUCUGUUCACGGCUCUCUUGGCCUCAAAGCCUAAAAGAGCGGCCCCUUGCUCCAGUUGAACGUCCCAUCCGACCGAUCGUCAUGUCUAGGGCGUGCAGUGCCAGAGACCGGCCCAAGAAGAGGGUGACUUUCAGCUCCUCAUCGAUCGUCUUCAUCAUCACCAGCGAUGACUUCCACCACCUGGAUGUGACUUCCAAGACUGGAGAUUCCACAGAGGUUAAUGUCAUUCAAGUGAGGCCAUUGUGAUCCACAAGGACUGGACUUCUCAACGCAUCACUCAGUAUGCCUUAGGACCUAACAUGCAAUCCAAGCCAAAAUAAUUCUGUCUGACCUCCCAGGACAUUUUUACAUCCACAAGCAGUUACAGACUUCUUGCGACUAAUUGUAAAUACCCAACUGUCAGCCCAAGAUCUCAACUAAAUGUAUUUCCUGACAGUGUUUUGUUUAAGCAGGUAGAAAGUGUAACAUCGUCCUCUCACAGCAGCUGUGGUGAUACAAGUACAUAAUGAUGUAGUUAACAGCUAGUAAUAUGUUUCUCUUGGAAAAACAACCACACCUUUUUGUCAACUGCAGAACUGUGUCGAGUAUUUAGACGCCACGGAUCAACAUGUGAUAGCAGAUGUUUUUGGUUGGUACCCAACUACUAUGUGUAAAAUGGAAAAUAAGCCUUAGCUCCUUAGUCAUAAACCAUAACACACAAACUGACAUUAUUGUGUAUGCAUUCAAUAAAGAGAUCCUAUUUUGAGCUACCUAAUUUGUGUACUUUAU
This is a messenger RNA of Larimichthys crocea (large yellow croaker), 1845 nucleotides long. It is a transcript of the gene opn3, whose product is annotated as opsin 3. Gene Ontology annotation, biological process: visual perception; G protein-coupled receptor signaling pathway. NCBI's taxonomy places the organism in Eukaryota, Metazoa, Chordata, Actinopteri, Sciaenidae. The record is from RefSeq and is a predicted model, not a curated record. The transcript is spliced from 4 exons. Gene Ontology annotation, cellular component: membrane. Gene Ontology annotation, molecular function: G protein-coupled receptor activity. Bases 163 to 1323 code for a protein of 386 amino acids.